CCGUCAAACCCCUCACAAACUCCAGAACUGAGAAAAUCAAACAUACAACAACAAUAAUUUUUCUAUUUUCCGAUGGCCGGCCUCCAGUACAACUUCUUCCCCACCGACUUCUUCUACCCUCGUACAGAAUCCGUUCCUUCAGAUGUCACCCGCAAAGCGGCGGCGGGGGCAGUUGCGUUUCCGACCCCGAAGACAGAGUCCGCUGCUGAUGAUGAUAAGCCGAUGACGGCAGCCAACAAGGGUGCCGUUUCCAUGCGCAGGGGAGAGGGAAGAAAGGAUCAGCAAAAGGGAGUGAAAAUUUCCAAGAAUUCGGUUUCUUGGACGGUUUUGAAGCCGGAAGAUUUCUCUGGUUCUUCUUGAACAACAUCUAUAGAUAUAUUAUUUUUUGUUUUGUAAUACUAAUUAAUUUGCACUAUGUUUUACUCUUACAUGUGUCCACCGUUUUACAUGAUUUGUCAGGUUACUGGGUUGGUAAUCUGAAUCAUGUAAGCCAAUUAUGAUUGCAAGGUCUGGCAGUAUAAAAACAUACCCUAUCUUUUGGUUAGGGAAUAAGUUGGUUUUUAGACUCAAAAAUCAAAGUUUAAAGUUAUUGAAACAUGUUAUGUUUCUUAGAACUAGAGAAGGGAUUCAAAUUCUUGACUUCAACUCAGAAAAUGAAAGUUUUGAAGAUAUUGAAUACCAAUUUGCUCAAUUCUCUUUGAUUCAAAACAUAUAUGUCAUCUUACUUUUAAGGGAGUAUUUCACUAGAUAUGAGCUCCGGUGUUAAUAAGAUUUCAAGCUUUUAAGCUUUGGAAUCUUGAAAUUAGUAUAAAAGACUUUUGGAAAGGGAAUGACUAGUGGAAACUAUAAACAACCUGUAAGAAGAGGUAGUUGGGUAACCCAAUUUCUCAUCUAACUCAAUUUGAGAAAACCACACCAAACACUCUGUUCUAUAGACAGGGUGACCAGCCCCGAUGACUUUAACA
This is a messenger RNA of Rubroshorea leprosula, 965 nucleotides long. Lineage: Eukaryota; Viridiplantae; Streptophyta; Magnoliopsida; Malvales; Dipterocarpaceae. The record is from the annotation of a GenBank genome assembly.